Messenger RNA from Galdieria sulphuraria, 2301 nucleotides. RefSeq names its product 9-cis-epoxycarotenoid dioxygenase, neoxanthin cleavage enzyme-like protein. The transcript has 3 exons. NCBI's taxonomy places the organism in Eukaryota, Rhodophyta, Bangiophyceae, Galdieriales, Galdieriaceae. Gene Ontology annotation, molecular function: carotenoid dioxygenase activity. The record is from RefSeq and is a predicted model, not a curated record. Bases 37 to 1818 code for a protein of 593 amino acids. Gene Ontology annotation, biological process: carotene catabolic process.
UUCUAAAUUGUCCGGUGGAUAUUGUUUUUUGUGUGAAUGUCGUAUUCGUGUGCUUCGUGUGGUUACAUUUCUUCAACUCUAGUUUAUACUUGUGGUAAGAGAAAGUUUCAAAUACAAGUUGAUAAAAGGAAUAUAUAUCAAAAAUGGAGACUUCAUAAGAAUAAAAAGCAAAGUUGGGUGACUCUCUCAACAUUGUCUCAUUCUUCUGUGGAAGUGAAACCAACAUCCCACGAAGCUGAAAGAAAAGAAUAUAGUUGGGAUAGACAAGCCUGGUUACGUGGUUGGGAAAACCAGGAGAAAGAGAUAAAUAUUGAAAUAGACUUGGAGAAUAAUGAACAAAAUGGAGUGACUGGUGAAUUACCUGUGGAUAUAAGAGGAACUCUAUUUAGAGUGGGUCCUGCUCGAUUUCGAGUUGGUUCAGAUAUCGUUCGUCAUCCUUGGGAUGGAGAUGGAAUGGUGGCAGCUAUCACUUUUGACCAAAAAAAGAUAUGGUUUCGCAAUAGAUUUGUGAGGACAAAAGGAUACAUGAAGGAGUCUGCUGCAAAUAGAAUCUUGUUUAGAGGAACUUUUGGAACUCAAAUUCCAGGUGGUUGGUUGAAGAAUGUAUUGAAUAUCCAAAUGAAAAAUGUGGCCAAUACAAAUGUGUUACUAUGGAAUAGAAGACUAUGGGCUCUAUGGGAAGGUGGACUACCCUAUGAACUGGACCCAGGAAAUUUGAUAACUUUGGGUGAAAAGAGAUUCGAUACAUCUAUCAUGUCCAAUUUUACAGCGCAUCCUAAAAUAGAAACGGAUACCGGACGCUUGAUUGGUUUUUCUAGUCAAUUGGGUGUUCAAAGUUCUCAACUGACAUUUUACGAAUGGGAUGAAAACUUUACUUUGUUGAGUCAAAGAAAAGUUCGUAUUCCUGGUUUCGGUUUUUAUCAUGAUUUCGCUAUCACGCCCCAUUAUUAUAUCCUGUUUCAAGGGCCAAUCGAUUUCACACCUUGGAAAUUUGUAUUAGGGUUAUGUUCGGCAGCCGAAUGCAUGAGCUUCCGAAAGGAGAGACCUGCUAAACUGUUUCUAGUUCCACGUCAUUCAAGUGCGCCUGUCAAAGAACUCCAUGUCAAAAGUGGCUUUGUAUUUCACUUUGCCAAUGCUUUUGAGGAAGAACAAGAGAUGAAUAUCGAUGUGGUUCGAGUACCUGAUUUGUUCUUGGGAGGAAUCAGUGAAGCAAAGAACAAAAGCGUAGUGGAGCAAAUAGACUAUGAAAGCCAAGUUCCCCGAUCUUGCUUGUAUAGAUAUCGAGUUGAUUUAUCAGGCAAUGGUAAAUGUAUUGAAGAGAGUCUUAUUUUGGAUAGACAAGUUGAAUUUCCUAUUGUACAUCCCAAUUGUAUUGGAAAACGGCAUCAUAUCAUUUAUGUCGGUAUCAAUGCAGGUCAACGAGUUUCACCUAUUCAAGGAGUUGCAAAGGUUAAUCUUGUCGAUGGAGCAGUCGAUAUGUGGAUUCCCAAGCCUUUUGAAUUUGCUGUAGAACCUAUAUUUAUUCCUAAAGAAGGAUUCUCGUCGAAGAGAGAGUUGAGCUCUGAAGAUGAAGGAUAUCUUAUCACUUUGGUGUAUGAUGGUAAACGGAACCGCUCUUAUUAUGCCAUUUUAGAUGCUCAGCGAGUUCAAAAUGGCCCUAUUUGUACGAUUCAGUUGCCUAUUGCCAUUCCACAUGGACUUCAUGGCAUGUGGAGUGAUGAGCUAUUUUCCAAAAAGGAAGCCAAACAAUCAAGUACAUAUGAAAUAUUUUAUUCCAAGAAGUGGAAUACCUUUCAGUCCGAUUUUCCAAUGCUCUAAGAACACAGGGGUUAUUGUAGUUAUGCUGGGUGAAUAAAGGGUUGGUCGCCUCCCGUAGUAAAGGGAUGCAGAACAGGUUCUCCUUGCAACAAUUCAACACAAUGAGACACAGUGGGUAAAACAACUUCCAAACACUCACGAACUCCCCUACUAGACCCAGGUAAAUUGACUAUGAGUGUCUUAUUCCGGAUACCUGCCUGUUGUCUGGAAAGUAUAGCUGUCACAACUCCUCUUUCUCUCGACACAUUUCUCAUAGCUUCACCAUAACCUGGCAAAAGUUUAUCACAAACUGCAACAGUAGCUUCUGGAGUCACAUCUCUAGGUGCAGGUCCAGUGCCACCCGUAGUAAAAACAACACAACACCGACACUCAUCACAAAGAUAUCGUAACUUUUCUUCAAUUUGUAGUUUUUCAUCAGCAACUGCCAUACGAAUAAACUCAAGCUCAUCAUAAAAAUACAGUGAUAAAGUUUGUUCUAUAGCU